Molecule: messenger RNA, 981 nt
Organism: Centropristis striata (black sea bass)
Lineage: Eukaryota; Metazoa; Chordata; Actinopteri; Perciformes; Serranidae
Product: ovarian cancer G-protein coupled receptor 1-like
Exons: 1
Coding region: 1-981 (326 amino acids)
Biological process (GO): G protein-coupled receptor signaling pathway
Cellular component (GO): membrane
Molecular function (GO): G protein-coupled receptor activity
Source: RefSeq, a predicted model, not a curated record
AUGGCUGCAGCGCUCCUAAACCAGACAAACACCAGUGCAGCUACCUCCUGCUCCAUGGAGUCCUUAAUGGAAAAACCCAUGGCUAUCCAUGUUUAUUCUCUGUUUUUUAUCGUGGGCUUUCCAGCAAACUGCCUGUCUCUGUAUGUCGCCUGGAUGCUGAUGAGGAACGGGAACAACAUAGGAGUCUACCUCUUCAACCUGUCCGUCUCUGACCUGCUCUACACAAUCACCCUGCCUUCGUGGAUUGAACUGGGCAUGCAGAAGCCUCUGGGUGGUCUGUGGUGCAGUUUAGUGGCUGUGAUCAUGUACAACAGCUUCUACGUGGGCUCAGGCCUCCUUUGCUGCAUCUCCGUUGAUCGUUACCUGGCCGUGGUGUUUCCUCUCCACUUCCACUGGGUCCGAGAGGUGCGGACGGCAGCUGUUGUGAGUAUUGCUGUUUGGAUUUUGGAGAUAACCAUCCAUAUUAUCCUGCUGAACCACACGGGGGCGCUGCAAGCUUUCUCCUCCAGAGCCCUGUGUAAGGAGCGAAUGCCCAUGACACAAGAAGAAGCCAACCUGGCUCUAACGCGAGUCACUCUGGGUUUCUUGGUCCCCGUCUUCAUCAUGACCUUUUGUUUCCAGCAGAUCAUGCAAUCGCUCCGACAGAGCCCCUCCAUCCUGAGGCAGGAGCGCAGGAAAAUAGGACUGCUGCUGUUUUUCCUGCUUCUAACCUACAUAGUGGCUUUUAUGCCCUACCAGACCGUCAUGCUGCUCAGGGCCAUACUGGAGCCCGGGACCUGCGACUGGGCCACCAGGCUCACAGAUCCGUACCUGGUCACGGUUGCCACAACAACCAUAAACAGUACCCUGGAUCCUAUAAUAUACUGUUUAAUCAGUGAGAGCGCUCAUAGAGAGAUUAGCAAAGCAAAAGAGAAGUGUCGGGGAUCUUUUCUUAGGUGGAAAUGGACAGUCGGCUCUGAAGGAAUUCAGACAGUUUCCUAA